CAGAACGAUCAGGGCCAGCCCGUCGACCUCUACAUCCCGCGCAAGUGCAGCUGGACGAACCGCCUCAUCGAGGCCUUCGACAAGGCGUCCGUGCAGAUCAACGUCGGCUCGAUCGACGCGAACACGGGCCUCUACACGAACACGUACAAGACCUACGCGCUCAGCGGCUACGUGCGCAACAAGGGCGAGUCCGACAUGGCCCUCACGGACCUCGUCAGGAAGUCGGACGAGGCCCUCUAA
Molecule: messenger RNA, 240 nt
Organism: Aureococcus anophagefferens
Lineage: Eukaryota; Pelagophyceae; Pelagomonadales; Pelagomonadaceae
Exons: 1
Biological process (GO): translation; endonucleolytic cleavage in ITS1 to separate SSU-rRNA from 5.8S rRNA and LSU-rRNA from tricistronic rRNA transcript (SSU-rRNA, 5.8S rRNA, LSU-rRNA); endonucleolytic cleavage to generate mature 3'-end of SSU-rRNA from (SSU-rRNA, 5.8S rRNA, LSU-rRNA)
Cellular component (GO): ribosome; cytosolic small ribosomal subunit
Molecular function (GO): structural constituent of ribosome
Source: RefSeq, a predicted model, not a curated record